This is a messenger RNA of Pelmatolapia mariae (spotted tilapia), 3755 nucleotides long. It is a transcript of the gene tyro3, whose product is annotated as TYRO3 protein tyrosine kinase. Lineage: Eukaryota; Metazoa; Chordata; Actinopteri; Cichliformes; Cichlidae. Gene Ontology annotation, biological process: positive regulation of kinase activity; cell migration; nervous system development. Gene Ontology annotation, molecular function: ATP binding; transmembrane receptor protein tyrosine kinase activity; protein binding. Gene Ontology annotation, cellular component: plasma membrane; signaling receptor complex. The transcript is spliced from 19 exons. The record is from RefSeq and is a predicted model, not a curated record. The coding region runs from base 142 to 2790 and encodes 882 amino acids.
GAGAAGUUUUUCCGGCGCCUCGGGCUAUUCUCCUUUGUUUUCACGAUCUUCAUCAGUCACUCCUCCUCCUCCUGUUGGUCCGCCGGGCAGUGAGGCUCCCGUGACGGACAGACCGAGCCGGAGGAAGAGGAGGAUGCGGAGAUGAAGCUGCUGCUGUGGAUCGUCGUGUUAUCCCUGCGGAGCCCCGCGGGGAGCUGUGGGAGCGCAGGUGUGGUGUUCACAAAGCAUCCGUCCAAUCAGACGGUGUCUCAGGGGAACGAGGUGCGGCUGGGCUGCGCAGUAGAAGGCGUGACGGAGCCGGAGAUCACCUGGAUGAAGGACGGCGAGAAGCUUUACAGCACAGAUCAGGUGUUCCUCACACUGGGAGAGCAGCACUGGGAGACGUCACACAGUGUGAAGUCGGUCCAGCAGCAGGAUGCGGGUCAGUACUGGUGUGAGGUGGAGUUCCACGGCCUGACCUUCUCCUCUGAGCGAGCCUGGAUUACAGUGGAAGGAGUUCCUCACUUCACCCAGGAGCCUCAGGAUGUGGCGAUGUUCGCCGGCACACCCUUCAACCUGACCUGUGCCGCCGUCGGCCCCCCCGAGCCCGUGGAGGUGCUGUGGUGGCUGGGAGGAGUCCAGGAGGGGGAGCCCGGACCCUCACCUUCCAUCCUUCACGUCCCAGGUGUGAACAGCAGCAUUAAGUUUUACUGUGAAGCGAAGAAUGCCAGGGGCGUCUCCGUGUCCAGAACUGGAACCGCUCACAUCAAAGUGCUGCCGGAGGCUCCGGUCAGCCUGCAGAUCGUUGGGAUGGUGGAUAACAAUGUAACGUUGUCAUGGAAACCGGGAUUCACUGGUCACUCUGAACUGUCCACCUGCAUCGUCCAGGUGUCGAGGCGCUCCGCCCGCAGGUGGGACCUCCCACAGCGGGAGGUCCAGGUUCCUCCUCACCUCCACACUCUGACUGGUCUGAGGAGUCACGCCAACUACAGCACCAGGGUCUCCUGUGUGAACGAGGUGGGGGCGUCGCCCUUCUCACCCUGGCUGCACUUUCACACACCUGAAGCAGGUAAGACAGUGCCCUCCGCGGCCCCCAGGAACCUGACAUUUGACCUCUCGGAGCAGCACCUGUCUCUGAAGUGGGCGGAGCUUCAGGUGGACGAGCUGCAGGGUAGAUUGUUGGCCUACAAGGUGCAGUGGACUGUGGGAGGAGAGGCUCAGGAGCCGCUCCUCUUUAAGGAGAACUCCGCCCACCUCUCUGGAGGUGGUCGUUUCUUUAACGCGUCCUUCCAGGUGGCGGCCUGCACGGCGGUAGGCUGUGGGCCGUGGAGCUCCCCGGUGCUGCUGCUGCCCCCCUCAGCGCAGGUCCGGGUCCCGCGGAGCCACAUGUGGGUCGGUCUGCUGCUCGGCCUCCUGGUCGCCACCAUCGUCGGGCUGCUGCUGGCUGUCGUCGCUCAGCGCCGCGGGAAGGAGAUGCAGUUUGGCUCGGCCUUCAAGUCUCCGGGCGCAGAGACCUCAGUGUCCUUCACAGCGGCGCGGUCCUUCAGCAGGAACGUGACGGACCUGCAGGAGUCCACCUGUGAGUUGGACGGUCUCUGCAUCAACGACGAGCUGAAGAACAAACUGAAGGACGUUUUGAUUUCUGAGCGGCUGCUGACGCUCGGACACAUGCUGGGAAAAGGUGAGUUUGGCUCAGUGCGUGAGGCCUUCCUGAAGACUGAGGACUCGUCUGUCCAGAAGGUGGCGGUCAAAGUACUGAAAUCUGACAUCACCUCGUCAGGUGACAUCGAGCAGUGUCUGAAGGAGGCGGCCUACAUGAAGGACUUCCACCAUCCCAACGUCAUCCAGCUCAUCGGAGUGAGCCUCCACCGGCGUCCCGGCCAGCGGCUGCCGAUCCCGAUGGUGGUUCUGCCGUUCAUGAAGCACGGAGACCUGCACACCUUCCUGCUGCUGUCCAGGCUGGGAGACGAGCCGUUUGACCUGUCUCUGCACACGCUGGUCCGGUUCAUGUUGGACAUCUCUCAGGGGAUGGAGUAUCUGAGCAGCAAGAACAUCAUCCACAGAGACCUCGCCGCCAGAAACUGCAUGCUGAACGAGGACAUGACUGUGUGUGUGGCAGACUUCGGCCUCUCUAAGAAGAUCUACAGCGGCGAUUAUUACCGUCAGGGCUCCGUCUCCAAACUGCCCGUCAAGUGGAUUGCUCUGGAGAGUCUGGCUGACAACGUGUACACCACGCAGAGCGAUGUGUGGGCGUUUGGCGUGACGAUGUGGGAGAUCAUGACUCGCGGUCAGACUCCGUAUCCUGGCGUGGAAAACUCGGAGAUCUACGAGUUCCUGAUCAAAGGAGAACGUCUGAAGAAGCCGGCCGACUGCAGAGACGACAUAUAUGAGAUCAUGCACAGCUGCUGGAGUCCUGUCCCUAAAUGUCGGCCCAGCUUCCAGCAGCUGGUCGGCCAGCUGGAGGCGCUGUGGGUUAGCCUGUUGCCCGCCUCUCCUCAGAAGGAGCCGUUAUUCUACGUCAACCUGGAGGGCGACGAUGGCGAGCAUGGGGGAGGAGCCCGGGCCCCGGGGCCUGAGGAGGCGGCGGCGGCUUCAAACUGGGGCGUCCCAUGGCAGCGGCAGGUGGAGCACGAGGAGAAAGACUGGCUGAUUGGGUCAGGGGCGGCGUUUGCCAUUGGUGGCGACUACAGGUACAUCAUCGGCCCCUGUGGAGCCUCUGAGGAGGAGGCAGGGGGGAGGUGGUCCACAGACACGUUACAGGAGGAGGCGAGGGACGAAGAUGACGACGACGACGUCGUCAUCAACGUGUGACACAGACUGGCCAAUCUCAACGCUCCUCCGUCAGCUGAUCAGACUCACUUUAAGGCACGGAGCAGCAGGCGGGUGGAGACGCACUGAGGGACAAUCAUGACACUCCUCCCACUCCGUUUCAGAACAAAGAGUCAAAGGUUCCAUUAAGGAGUCGAUCAGCAGGUGAAUCGGUGACGGAGGGAGGUGCUGUUAGUCACCGAGAGGAAACAGAAGGGGGCGCCGAAACGCCUCACAUUCAUUUCAUUAAUAAACGUUUUAUUUUCAGGUCAGUAAAUCAAUAAUUCACGUUUUAUUGAUCGAUCAGCAGCUGCUUCUUUGUUCGAUGAUUAAUCACUUCUUUUUCACUAAUCGAUUAAUCAGCCUGGAUAUUUUCUUUGCAGCUUGUGUUUUAGAGGACGUUACCAUUUAGGUCUGGAGCUGUGCUUUUAUUUUGAAAGACUGGGGGUUUCCUGAACACACCUGUGACCCUUAUCUGGGCCAGGAGCCUCCAAUUGGACAACCGUGCACUGAACCUGUAUUAACAGGGAAACAUUUCAGGUUUGACCCUCCUGCUGAAGCUCCUCCCACAAAGCAUUUUUCUGAAGCGCUUUGAUUUUAGUUUAUGAAGUGUUGAGAAAUUAUGGGAUGUGUGAAAGCUGCUGGACGUGUACUGUGAGGCCUCUGUGGCUUACGUGUGCCUUCUAUGGUUUCUUCUUCACUGCGUGUCCCACCCGCUGUCAGUGUCUCUCUGCUGCCCCCGGUGGUGGCUGUUGCUGUAACAGUGAAGCUGUUUUGUUAUUACUGAAUUAACUUGAAGUUUUAAUGGCGACAGAUGACUGACCCUCUUAACUGAUUUAUUGAUCCUGGUUUGCGUUCGUGUCUGCAGUGUCUUGUGUUGCUAUGAUGACAGUCUUACCUCUGUGUGUGAUGUCUCACUGACUUCAGGUCUGUAAGAAAGUGAUAAUUAAAUAAAGUGUUUCCUGUUU